Molecule: messenger RNA, 1730 nt
Organism: Selaginella moellendorffii
Lineage: Eukaryota; Viridiplantae; Streptophyta; Lycopodiopsida; Selaginellales; Selaginellaceae
Product: protein ZINC INDUCED FACILITATOR-LIKE 1
Exons: 8
Coding region: 82-1566 (494 amino acids)
Biological process (GO): transmembrane transport
Molecular function (GO): transmembrane transporter activity
Source: RefSeq, a predicted model, not a curated record
CGUCCUUCUGUUUGCCAGUGAUGAUCGUCCGCUUUGGAGGUGGCGCCUGCUUCUUCUAGCAGCUUCAUUGAGGCUUGAUCGAUGGGGGACUUGGAGCUUGAGCACUCGAACGAAAAGUCUAGCUUCAAGCUGGCUACACCCCUUCCCAGAUGGGAGCUUUUCAUGAUCUGGAUUAUUCAUGCAAGUCAGGCUUUCCAGACGACCAUGUUGUUCCCGAUGCUGGUUUUCAUGGUCGAGCACUAUCACGUCGGUAGUCGCUCCUCUCACACAGCCGGGCAAUAUGCUGGGAUCCUGGCCUCUCUUUUCCCACUGGCACAGUUUUGCACCUCCAUAUUGUGGGGUACCGUGUCGGAUUCUACAGGGAGAAAGCCAUGGCUUGCGUUUGGAAACAUUGUCUCUGCAGUUUCCGCACUGUUGCUGGGUUUAUGCCAGCGAUACACGUCUGCCUGUAUUGUAAGAUUUGUUGGCGGUCUCCUCAACGGUACAAUGACCAUUACAAAAUCGGUUCUUGGAGAAAUCUGUGAUGGGUCGAACAAAGCCAAGGGGUUUGGCAUAUUGAACUUGGCAUGGGGAAUUGGCUCGGUCGCUGGCCCAGUUUUAUCCGGGCUCCUAGCUCAGCCUUGCUCACAAUAUGGAAUCCGGAGCUGUCCUCGUAUCCUUACAAGCUACCCCUUCCUUCUCCCUUGUGUUGCUGCGGCUAUCUUCUCGACAGCUGCGGUUUUUGCCUCCCUGAGUUUGCGAGAGACGAGGCCCAACCGAGUACCUUACGUCCAGGUGAACGGUUCAAAGCCCAAGGAAGACUGCCACCAGUGUGUUCUCGAAAUGGGCACGGAUCCGAGCAUCAAGGUGACUGAAUCCGGCGACGAAGAGGAGAGCACAAAGUUCGUCGUGAUCCCGGACGGAACCAGCGACGACAAAAACAGAACUGUGCCACUGCUAAGAGACCGGAACGUGCUCUUGACGUCCUUCUGCUACUCGCUAACAGGGCUGAUAUUCAUCACAACAGAUGAGCUCUUCCCGAUCUUUGGAGCCGCCUCGGAGCGAGUGGGAGGACUGGGACUGAGCUCCUCCUCCCUGGGACUGAUCCUCGGGGAGGGAGGAGUCGUCCUCUUCCUCUACACUCUCCUCCUCUAUCCGCUCGUCUCCCAGAAGCUCGGGCCUCUCAACUGCUUCCUGCUGGGACUGAUCACCUCGGUCCCUCUCUGGCUCGUCUUCCCGGCGGCAUCGCUCCUCUCCCACGCCCGGCCAGCGCAGUGGACGCUCCUCACCGUCGCAAUGGCCGCUCGCAGCGCCAUCGCGUGCACGACUUUCACCGGAGUCUUGGUCCUUAUCAGCAACUCGGCGAGCUCCGGGAACAUGGGAGCAGUGAUGGGGCUGAGCCACAGCCUGUGCAGCUUCUUCCGCGCCGUCGGCCCGGCCUUUGGCGGCACAAUCUGGUCGUAUGCUGUGAGGCAGACGUUCCCACUCCACCAGUUCCUGGCGUGGCUGGCCAUCUCCAUCAUCGCGCUGUUUACGUUCUCCAUCGCGAUGCUGCUGCCACCGUCUCUCAAUCUCCCGGCUCUUUGACGAUCGAUCAAAGCGACAUAUUACGUAGUAUCAAGGAAGAGUGAGAAUUUUCUUUGAUUAACAGACGAGCUCAUAGACAAAAUCACUGUCAUAGCCAGCCAUCUUGAUCCAUUCGUCCGUGUCCAAGUUGUAUGCCACUGGAAGAAAAGCCGCUUUGUCAUGUC